This is a messenger RNA of Indicator indicator, 738 nucleotides long. RefSeq names its product fibroblast growth factor 13 (gene FGF13). The transcript is spliced from 5 exons. The record is from RefSeq and is a predicted model, not a curated record. The coding region runs from base 1 to 738 and encodes 245 amino acids. NCBI's taxonomy places the organism in Eukaryota, Metazoa, Chordata, Aves, Piciformes, Indicatoridae. Gene Ontology annotation, molecular function: fibroblast growth factor receptor binding; growth factor activity. Gene Ontology annotation, biological process: regulation of cell migration; positive regulation of protein phosphorylation; animal organ morphogenesis. Gene Ontology annotation, cellular component: cytoplasm.
AUGGCUGCAGCCAUCGCCAGCUCCCUGAUCCGCCAGAAGAGACAAGCCAGGGAGCGGGAGAAGUCCAAUGCCUGUAAGUGUGUCAACAGCCCCAGCAAGAGCAAGGGAAGCUGCGACAAGAACAAGUUGAAUGUGUUUUCCAGGGUCAAACUCUUUGGCUCCAAGAAAAGGCGAAGGCGGCGACCAGAGCCUCAGCUUAAAGGUAUAGUAACAAAGCUAUACAGCAGGCAAGGAUACCACUUGCAGUUGCAAGCAGAUGGAACAAUUGAUGGAACAAAAGAGGAGGACAGUAGUUAUACUUUGUUCAACCUCAUACCUGUGGGUUUACGAGUGGUGGCGAUUCAGGGGGUUCAAACAAAAUUGUAUCUGGCAAUGAACAGUGAAGGAUACCUAUAUACAUCAGAACAUUUUACACCUGAAUGCAAGUUCAAAGAAUCAGUAUUUGAAAACUACUAUGUGACGUAUUCUUCAAUGAUCUACAGACAGCAACAGUCUGGCCGGGGUUGGUAUUUGGGUCUUAACAAAGAAGGAGAGAUAAUGAAAGGAAACCACGUCAAGAAAAAUAAACCUGCAGCACACUUUCUUCCAAAACCAUUAAAAGUGGCCAUGUACAAAGAGCCUUCUCUCCACGAUCUCACAGAGUUCUCAAGAUCUGGAAGUGGGACCCCAACAAAGAGCAGAAGUGUUUCAGGAGUGCUAAAUGGGGGUAAAUCCAUGAGCCAAAAUGAGUCAACGUAG